AUGCCCCUCCCUUGCCGCUGUCCGCCUGCCGAGAGCGCCUCCACGCCCGCGCUCUUUGGCGAGAGGAUGCCGGCGCCGUUCGUGCUCAAAACGCUGUGCGUCGUCGAGUUAGGAAGCACCGGGACAAUGUCCCGGGGUGAGCGGGUGCUAUGGAACAAGGAGCGGCGAGGCGGCAAGCCCCUUCCCGAAGGCGUGGGUGCACCGGGGCAGCCGGGGGGCACGGUCGACUCGGGCGCGUCGGGGCUCAGCACCGCGACGAUCGACGGGCUCUCCGUGUGGGACGGGCCCGACGUGCCCGAGUUCGCGCAGGUCGUCGUCGCGGCUGGGGGUGCCUGGGGCAGGCACGAAGACGCGAUCCUCUGCGCGGGUGCAUAUUGCGUUGUCGCGAGCUGA
Molecule: messenger RNA, 393 nt
Organism: Epithele typhae
Lineage: Eukaryota; Fungi; Basidiomycota; Agaricomycetes; Polyporales; Epitheliaceae
Exons: 2
Coding region: 1-393 (130 amino acids)
Source: RefSeq, a predicted model, not a curated record